GGACUAAUCUUAAAAUCUUCAAAACAAAUUUGUCUUCAAUUUAAGACAUCACUCACCUCUCUGUGACUUUUCCUUUCAGAGUUAUGACCAAAACAAAAUGAGCAAAAACGUAACGGUGUUACACUCUGCCGCUAGCGUUACGUAGACAAGGCGAAAUACGUUUCUCUUGUGUUCAGUAUUGUAGAAUAUAAAUGACAAGUCAAUAUAGCUAGUCUUUUCACAAGUACAUUGGUCUCGGUACUUGUACUUAAGUGCAAUUCUCGAUUUUCUGAGUUUCGAUUGAUUCUCCGUUCUGAUACAUUGUUUGGCUAACCAUUAUAUGUAAGAAACAUAGAUACAUUGGAUGUACAUUCACGAGUAACUGCACAGCAGCAUUAUUAAAAGAAAAAAUAAAGUUCAUACGUGCGUAUCUCUUCACAUUCUACCUCGCCAGACAGAAUAUUUUUGUAUAUGAACUUAUCUUGCAACAAACAGAAAGACAUGUCAUUAUUUUGUUAAUUUCUUCUGUGUAUUGAGCAUUACUCACACACAAUUAAAUUAUUUCCACGAUAAUCAAUUUAUACUAUAGAAUAUUUCUUUUUUUAUAUGUUUUGGAGGAAUAUUCUAUUAUCGUGCUUUAAUAACAAACAAAACGAUGCAGGUGAUCGAAUGAGUUAUUGAUGAAUGAAAAGUAAUUAAUAUAAACUACUUUUUUUUUAAAGAUUCGCAAUAAUUCAAAUAAUACAACUAGUUCGUAUCAUCAGUGUUCUUGUUAACCAAUACAAACAAACAAUUUAUCAUAUGCAUCAGCUGGUGUUACUUAUCCUUCGUUCAAUAACCAUCAAUAUUUACAUGCACCACGCUCAUCUUCACGUCGUCGAUCAACAUCAACGAAUACCAGUAAAUAUGAUAUGAAUAACUUCACUAAACACAAUAAUCAUGCAUCAUCAUCGUAUCGAAAAAUUUAUGGACAGUCAUCGCGUAAUAGUAAUGGUGUUAUAGUAUCAUAUCGGCCAGAAAAUGAAAUUUAG
Messenger RNA from Rotaria sp. Silwood1, 1010 nucleotides. The record is from the annotation of a GenBank genome assembly. NCBI's taxonomy places the organism in Eukaryota, Metazoa, Rotifera, Eurotatoria, Philodinida, Philodinidae.